AUGGGAUCCCGCUUAUUGCAAAACGUGUGUUCGGCGCUAACCCUCAACAUUCGAAAACGGUUCCUUUGGACGGAUUCAGCGACAGUUUUGGCGUGGCUGCGCUCGGAUAGCCGUCGGUACCACCAGUUCGUCGCUUUUCGGGUGGGCGAGAUUCUUUCGCUCACCAGCGUUGAUGAAUGGCACUACGUACCGUCGAAGCUCAACGUGGCAGAUGACGCCACCAAGUGGAAUUCGGGACCAUCGUUUGAUCCAGAAAACCGUUGGUUUCAAGGUCCAUCGUUUCUACGAGAUCCAAAAGGGCAGUGGCCUAAGCAAUCAGCAGAAGUAAGCGAAGCAGACGCGGCAAGCGAAGAACUUCGAAUGGUAGCGGUACACCAAACGACGGUGGAGAUAGUUGAUGCUGAACGUUUUUCAAGCUGGAAUCGUUUAGUCCGUACGAUGGCCUACGUUCACAGGGCGCUACGGUUCUGGAAGCGCACGCUGAGUGAUGCACAAUGGCGACAAGGUCCAGACCAAGAGGAUUUCGAGAAGGCGGAGGAGACACUUUGGCAACAGGCCCAAGCGCAGGCGUAUUCGGAGGAGCUUCACGAGCUGAGCAAGGGUCGCAGCGUUCGGAAACAAAGCUCACUGCAAUCGUUGAUUCCAUUCAUCGAUGAUCACGGAGUCAUUCGGGUAGGAGGUCGGAUUGGAAACGCACCGCACAUUGCAUACACGGCAAAGUAUCCCGUAAUAUUGCCAAGGGAUCAUCGUAUCACCUUCCUUCUGGUGGAUUCUUUCCACCGGCGGUUCCUUCACACCAACGGAGAAACAGUCUUAAAUGAACUACGGCAAGGGUUCUACAUACCGAAGCUUCGGACUCUCGUACGUAAAGUCAGCAGAGCUUGUCAACACUGUAAAGUGCUGAAAGCUGCUCCGGUGCCACCGCUGAUGGGACCACUGCCAAAGGUACGGUUGACACCAUUCGUUCGGCCGUUUACUUACGUCGGUGUCGAUUAUAUGGGACCUUUCGAAGUCAAAGUCGGACGCAGCGUGGCGAAGAGGUGGAUUUGCCUGUUCACCUGUCUCACAGUGAGGGCGGUUCACCUGGAGCUGGCACACAGCCUUUCAACGACUUCCUGCGUGAUGGCCUUCAGGAGAUUCGUGGCCCGGCGGGGCGCACCGUUGGAAGUCUUUUCCGAUAACGGCACGAACUUUGUAGGAGCGAAUCGCCAGUUGUCUGAAGAGAAGCAGAAGAUCCAGGACAUCGUCGAGGACUGCGCUGCUACAUUCACCAACGCGAACACCCAGUGGCAUUUCAACGUUCCAGCGGCUCCGCACAUGGGAGGACCAUGGGAGCGUAUGGUCAAGUCCGUAAAGGUAGCGAUGAAGGCAGUAUCGGAUAGUCCGCGUCAUCCAAGCGAUGAGGUGUUGGAAACGAUCAUGUUGGAGGCUGAAGCGAUCGUCAACUCGCGACCGCUGACCUACGUUCCCUUGGAGGCAGCAGACGAAGAGGCACUCACGCCAAACCACUUUCUGCUGUAUGGGUCAACCGGUAUCAAGCAACCAGCAACCGAACCUGUGAACGGUAACAUCCUUCGAGACAGCUGGAAGCUUGCGCAGCACAUCGUGGACGAAUUCUGGCGCAGAUGGGUUCGAGAAUAUCUCCCGAUGCUAACGAGGCGUACGAAAUGGUUCGAUGCAGUGAAGCCGCUGGAACCUGGCGAUCUAGUCGUGAUAGUCGACGAAAAUUCGAAGAAUCAUUGGGAGCGAGGACGUAUUUGUGAGACCUUUCCGGACAAAUCUGGGCAGGUGAGGCGUGCUACGGUACAGACAGCUAGAGGAGUGUUCGCUAGACCUGCGGUGAAGCUGGCGGUUCUGGACGUGGCAAGCAACGACAGGAGUACGGAAGCAGUCGCUCCGGAAACGGAAGUGGUUCACGGGUUGGGGGAUGUCGCCGAUACCCCUCGACGCGGCGAAUUGUGGGUGAACCAACUGACCGAACCCUCGCGAGCGAAACGCCAGUGCCGGGCGAAGCGAAUGACAGAUUGA
Messenger RNA from Ochlerotatus camptorhynchus, 2028 nucleotides. RefSeq lists its product as uncharacterized. The transcript has a single exon. Gene Ontology annotation, biological process: DNA integration. The record is from RefSeq and is a predicted model, not a curated record. Bases 1 to 2028 code for a protein of 675 amino acids. Gene Ontology annotation, molecular function: nucleic acid binding. NCBI's taxonomy places the organism in Eukaryota, Metazoa, Arthropoda, Insecta, Diptera, Culicidae.